Messenger RNA from Leucoraja erinaceus (little skate), 8154 nucleotides. Its product is annotated as abl interactor 1-like. Lineage: Eukaryota; Metazoa; Chordata; Chondrichthyes; Rajiformes; Rajidae. The transcript has 9 exons. The record is from RefSeq and is a predicted model, not a curated record. Gene Ontology annotation, molecular function: SH3 domain binding. The coding region runs from base 40 to 1260 and encodes 406 amino acids. Gene Ontology annotation, cellular component: lamellipodium.
CCUCAACUUUAAAACCCGAGCACUCACUGUAAGAAGGAAAUGAAACAGUCAGGCUGCAAAAUGGCAGAAAUUCAGAAGUUACUUCAACAAGAUAUCCCAGCCGAUAGACAAGUUCUGGUGGAAAACUACACAAAACUCCAGCAGGUAGCAGAACACUGUGAAGAUAACUAUGUACAGGCUCAAGACAAGGCAAAGGCUCUUCAGGAAACCAAGGCCUACACCACCCAAUCUCUCGCAGGUGUAGUUUAUCAGAUCAAUACGCUGGCUGAGAAAGUGCUUAGACUACUUGACCUACAGGCUUCUGAAAUCUCCAAAAUGGAAUCUUCCAUUAACUGCAUAUCCCAGAGGGUGGAAAUGCACAAGGAAAAAGUGGCCCGUCGGGAGAUUGGAGCAUUUACUGCCAUUAAGACCACACCAAAGAUUACCAAAAUUAUACCUCCUACAAAUCCAAUCCAACGUGUAAAGUACACCAGGAAACCUAUCAUUUACACGAUUCUUGAUGAUGUUGGUCAUGGGGUAAAGGAAAGCAGCAACAAUUCAAGACUGGGAACUCUAACAAGGAGGAAUAGACAAGGAAGUAUACCAACGUGUCCGACUAUACCCUCCCAAGGAACUAUAGGAAGACGGGGUAUCUCGCCGGCACCAGUUCAGCCUCCGGUGGUCUCCAGCGCACUCAGCAGCCCCGUGACCAGCUCCCCACCUGCAGAUGGGCCUCAGGUGCUCAGCAGUGAACCCGGCAGAGACAGGAGCAGUUCCAGAGCCAGUGACAUGGUGGUGCCUCCUCCUCCACCACCACCACCACCACCACCCACCCCGGCAACGUGCGGAACAGAUGGAAUUGGUUUUCCGGAACCAUUGGCUGUGAAUUCAUUGGGGCUGCCCCCUGCCCCUCCUCCUCCACCAGAAGUCACCAGUGAGAUCUACCUCCCUCCUCCUCCCCCCUUAAUGUCUGAUGCUCCCUCAUCAGUCACUGAAUGCCCACCACCACCACCUCCUCCUGACUACAUGCUUGACUUUGAUGAAUGCCCACCCCCUCCACCUCCCAUAGACUACCUAGAUGACCAUCACUUGGCACCAGCCAACUACAUCGAGAAAGUUGUUGCUCUCUUUGCCUACAACAAAAACUGCGAAGAAGACUUGACUUUCAAAGAAGGAGAAAUUAUCUAUGUCAUCAAGAAGAAUGAGAAUGGAUGGUAUGAAGGCAUCAUCAAUGGAAUAACCGGCUACUUUCCUGAAAACUAUGUACGGCCAAUCAAUUAGAGCAAUGGAGAUCAGCUGCAGGAUUCACCAGCAAUGUGUAUCAUCAUGUAAACGUUCCAAACAUUCACUUUUUUCUUGUAAAUUUCCUUAGAAGGAGCAUGUCUUUUUAUUUGGUGGAUGAAGGUGAUGCCUCCUAAAUCUUGCAGCUGACUGAUGUCACAGCCCAUGGAAGCCUCUUUAUCUGCUGGGCCAGAUUCAUAUUUACGAAGCAUAACAUAACCUUUGAAUGAUGCAGCGAGAUUGUAAACCUUAAGACAGCAGCAUCCUCAAAAUAACCAGGAUACUGGACCCAUCCUUUCUCUUAUGUACAAACUGUACAAAAGGGAUGGAAUGCACCUUAACAGGUGGGGGACUGGCAUUCAGGCAGGCAGGUUUGCCACUGCGACACAGGUGGUUUUAAACUAAAUAAGGGGGGUGGGGGGUGGUCAAAUGGGAUAGUCAAGAAUGGAGUUAAAGGGAAAGGGAGUAACGGGAUAGUAAAUGACCCCAGAAUUAAUGGGAGAGAAAGCUCACAAAGGGAUAGGAGAGUAUGGCCAAGUGUAAUAGGGAUCGAUGUGAAUGGUGAGAUGCGUAAGGAAUUAAAAGUACUGUAUUUGAAUGCGCGAAGUAUAAGAUGUAAGUAGAUGAGCUUGAGGCUCAGAUAGAGGUUGGUAGAUAUGACAUUGUGGGGAUUACCGAGACGUGGCUGCAGGAGGAUCGGAUCUGGGAACUUAAUAUUCAGGGUUAUACAAUCUAUAGAAAGGACAGGCAGGCAGAGGAGGGGUGAUAGCUCUUCUGGUGAGGAAUGGAAUUCAGUCCCUUGUGAGGAAAGACAUAGGGACUGACGAGGUAGAGUCACUGUGGAUUGAGUUGAGGAAUUGCAAAGGCAAGAAGGCACUAAUUGGUGUUAUUUACAGACCACCAAAUAGUAGCCCGGAUGUAGGGUGUAAGUUGCAGCAGGAGUUAAAACUGGCAUGUAACAAAGGUAAUGCCACUGUGGUGAUUGGGGAUUUCAAUAUGCAGGUAGACUGGGAAAAUCAGGUUGGUUCAGGACCCUAAGAAAGAGAGUUUGUGGAGUGCCUCUGAGAUGGAUUCUUAGAGCAGCUUGUAAUGGAGCCGACCAGAGAAAAGGCAAUUCUGGAUUUAGUGUUGUCCAAUGAACCAAAUUUGAUAAGAGAACUCGAGGUAAAGGAACCGCUUGGAGAUGGUGAUCAUAAUAUGAUUAGUUUUAAUCUGCAAUUUGUGAAGAAGGCUAAAUCGGAAGUGGCAGUGAUGCAGUUGAACAAAGGGGACUAUUAAGGCAUGAGUGUAGCUGGUCAAGGUAGACAGGAAAGGGAUACUAGCAGGAAUGACGGUGGAACAGCAAUGGCAGGAAUUUCUGGGCAUAAUCUGGAAGACGCAGGAUCAUUUCAUUCCAAAAAGAAAGAAAGAUUCUAAGGGGAGUAGGAGGCAACCAUGGCUAAGAAGGGAAGUUAGGGAUAGAAUAAAACUAAAAGAAAAGAUGUAUAACGCAACAAAGAGUAGCUGGAAGCCAGAGGAUUGGGAAACUUUCUUAGGACAACAGAAAAAAACAAAACGAGCAAUACGGGCUGAAAAGAUGAAGUACGAGGGGAAGCUGGCCAGGAAUAUAAAGAAGGACAGUAAAAGCUUCUUUAGAUAUGUUAAGCGAAAAAGAAUAGCAAAGUCAAAUGUGGGUCCCUUGAAGGCAGACACAGGUGAAAUUAUUAAUGGGGAACAAGGGAUUGGCAGAAGAGUUGAACAGGUACUUCGGAUCUGUCUUCACUAAUGAAGACACAAACAACCUCCCAGAAGUACUGGAGGACAGAGGAUCUAAAGAGGUCGAGGAACUGAAAGAAAUUUUUAUUAGGCAAGAAAUUAUAUUGGGUAGGCUAAUGGGACUGAAGGAUGAAAUAUCCCCUGGGCCUGAUGGAUUGCACCCCAGGGUCCUCAGGGAGGUGGCUCUAGAAAUAGUGGACGCAUUGGUGAUAAUUUUGAAAUGUUCAAUAGAUUCAAGAGCAGUUCCUGUGGAUUGGAGGAUAGCUAAUGCUAUCCCACUUUUCAAGAAAGGAGCGAGAGAGAAAACGGGGAAUUACAGACCAGUUAGCCUGACUUCGGUGGCGGGAAAGAUGCUGGAGUCAAUUAUUAAAGAGGUAAUAAUGGGGCAUUUGGAUAGCAGUUAAAGGAUUAGUCCAUGUCAGCAUUGAUUUAUGAAAGGAAAAUCAUGCUUGACUAAUCUUCUGGAAUUUUUUUAGGAUGUUUCCAGUAAAAUGGAUGAAGGGGAGCCAGUGGAUGUAGUGUAUUUAGACUUUCAGAAAGCCUUUGUUAAGGUCCCGCACGGGAGAAUGGUGACUAAAAUUAGAGCACAUGGUAUUGGGGGUAGGGUGUUGACGUGGAUAGAAAAUUGGUUGACAGACAGGAAGCAAAGAGUAGGAGUGAACGGGUCCUUUUCAGAAUGGCAGGCAGUGGUGAGUGGAGUGCAAGGCUCGGUGUUGUUAAUGAUUUGGAGAGGGAAUUAGGAGCAACACUAGCAAGUUUGUGGAUGAUACAAAGCUGGGUGGCAGUGUGAACUGUGAAGAGGACGUUAGGAGGUUGCAGGGUGACCUGGACAGGUUGAGUGAAUGGGCAGAUGCGUGGCAGAUGCAAUAUAAUAUAGAUAAAUGUGAGGUUAUCCACUUUGGUGGCAAAAACAAGGAGGCAGAUUACUAUCUCAAUGGGGUUAGGUUAGGUAAGGGGAAGGUACAGCGAGACCUGGGUGUCCUUGUACACCGGUCACUGAAAGUUGGCGUGCAGGUACAGCAGGCAGUGAAGAAAGCUAAUGGAAUGUUGGCCUUCAUAACAAGAGGAUUUCAGUAUAGGAGUAGAGAGGUUCUACUGCAGUUGUAUAGGGCUCUGGUAAGACCACAUCUGGAGUACUAUGUACAGUUUUGGUCUCCUAAUUUGAGGAAGGACAUCCUUGUGAUUGAGGCAGUGCAGUGUAGGUUCACAAGAUUGAUCCCUGGGAUGGCAGGACUGUCAUAUGAGGAAAGAUUGAAAAGACUAGGCUUGUAUUCACUGGAGUUUAGAAGGAUGAGGGGAGAUCUUAUAGAAACAUAUAAAAUUAUAAAAAGACUGGACAAGCUAGAUGCAGGAAAAAUGUUCCCAAUGUUGGGCGAAUCCGGAACAAGGGGCCACAGUCUUAUAAUAAAGGGGAGGCCAUUUAAGACUGAGGUGAGAAAAAAACUUUUUCACCCAGAGAGUUGUGAAUUUGUGGAAUUCCGUGCCGCAGAGGGCAGUGGGGGGCAAAUCACUGGGUGGAUUUAAGAGGGAGUUAGAUAGAGCUCUCGGGGCUAGUGGAGUCAAGGGGUAUGGGAAGAAGGCAGGCACGGGAUAUUGAUUGGGGACGAUCAGCCAUGAUCACAAUGAAUGGCGGUGCUGGCUCGAAGGGCCGAAUGGCAUCCUGCAUCUAUUUUCUAUGGUUCUAUGUUUAUAGUUCUCUUAUAUAGUUUGGAGCCAAUUUGGAGGUUGUAGUGUUUAAUAGCCUUCUGGUCAUAGGAAAGAAGCUGUUCCUGAGUGCUUUACAUUUCUUUCUUCUUCUCUCCUUAACUGACAGCUCUUGGUGUCUCCUUUUCACCUCUAGCCUUACUCCAACCCCCUCACCUGUAUCCAUCUAUCAUUUGCCAGGCAGGCAUUGUUCUGCCCACCUCCCUUUUCCAGCUUUCUCCCUACUACAAUUAGUCUGACCCAAAUUGGCACCUAUCCAUGUCCUCCUGAGAUGCUGCCUGACCCACUGAGUUACUCCAGCACUUUGUGUUUUACUGCAAAUGAGUGGUUUGACUUUAUGAGAAAAAAAAAACACGCAUGAGUUCUAUUUAACUUUACAGUCACCCUGUUAUAGUCAGCUCUGUUUUACUAAAGAUUGUAGACUGAAUACAGUAGUUGGAAGGUCAUGUUGCAGUUAUAUAAGACGUUGGUGAUACCACAUUUAGAGUAUUGUGUUCAGUUUUGGGCACCAUUUUAUAGGAACGAUGUUGUCUAUCUGGAAAGGGUGUAGAGAAGAUUUAUAAGGAUGUUGCCAGGACCCAAGGGCCUGAGCAAAAGGGACAGGUUGAGCAGACUAGGACUCUAUUCCUUGGAGAGCAGGAGUAUGAGGGGUGAUCUUAUAGAGGUGUACAAAAUCAUGAGAGGAAUAGAUUAGGUAAACGCACAGAGUCUCUUGCCCAGCGUAGGGGAAUCGAGAACCAGAGGACAUUAGAUUAAUGUGAGGGGGGAGAUUUAAUAGGAACCUAAGGGGUAACUUUUUUACACAAAAUGUGGUGGGUGAUUGGAAUGAGCUGUCAGAGGAGGUAGUUGAGGCAGGCUAAGAAACAUUUAGACAGGUACAUGAAUAGGGUAGGUUUAGAGGGAUGUGCACCAAAUCCAGGCACGUGGGGCUAGUGUAAAUGGAACAUGUUGGUCAGUAUGGGCAAGUGGGCCUGUUUCCACACUGUAUGAUUCUAUGACAUUGGGGUGUCAGGGUCUGGUCCCACUUUCUGACCUGCCAACAUCUCUAUGACCUCUUGAAUGGCCCAAAGCCUUGAAACACCUCCCAGUCCACCAAUUCUCCAAUUAGCUGAUUGCCUUGGCCACUGUCCUACAGCGGACCCAUUGGCCCAUGAUUAAAUAACAUUUCACUGCACCCUCUCCCAAGGCUUCUGUUUUCUUUGCACACUAUCAUGUGCUUGGUUCCUAAUGCCUGUCAGGGAGCAACAAUGGUCAAUAGACACUUUUCUAGUUCUAUUAGAACAUGGAGAAAAGAACAGUACAGGACAGGAGCCAACCCUUUGGUCCACAAUGUCCAUGCCAAUCAUAAUGAUGUUAAACUAAUCUUGUCUGCCAGCAUGUGACCCUCUGCAUAUCCAUGUGUCUACUCAAAAGAUUCUGAAAUGACACUAUUGUAUCUCUAUAAACCUCGCCCUACACAUCACCUUUAAACUUUGUUCCUCUAUCCCCUCUUAUCUUUAAUAUUUCCAUCCUGGGGAAAAGGUUCUGACUGUUUAUCCUAUCUAUGCCGCUCAUAAUUUUAUAUAUUUUGGUCAGGUCACCUCUCAACCUCCGACACUCCAGAGAAAUCAAUCUUAGUUUGUCGAACCUCUUUCUUUACAGCUAAUACCCUCUGAUCCAAGCAUCAUUCUGGCGAACAUCUUUUAGACUUUAGAAAUACAAAAUGGAAAUAGGCCCUUCGGCCCACCGAGUCCGCGCUGACCAGCGAUCAUUACGUACACUAGCAUUAUCCCGCACACUAGUAACAAUUUACAAUUUCUUAGGAGCCAAUUAACCGACAAACCUGUACAUCUUUGGAGUGUGGGUGGAAACCGGAGUUCCCUGAGAAAGCCCACCGAGAAAGGAGACCGUUUAAACUGUAUAGACAGCACCCUUAGUCAGGAGCGAACCUGGGUCUCUGGAGCUGUUAGGCAGCAACUCUAACGCUGCAUCAGUGCGCCGCCCAUCUGCACCCUCUCUGAAGCCUCCAUAUCCUUCCUGUGAUGAUGCUACCAGAACUGCACACAAUACUCUAAAUGUGGUCUAACCAAAGACUGCAGGUGAAAAGCAAAUUAAAAUGAGAAUCAUUUUUCUUUCCAUGUUCCCCACAAGGUUUACAGACGUGCUGUUUGUUUCCCCACUGUAAACUUGGUGAAAGAUGUGAACACACCUUAGUUUUUUUAAGUGGAACUAAGAAGAUUUAAGGCUAAAGUUAAUGUUGGAACUCUUACUGUGAAUGAAUACUGAACACUGCUGUAGAAGAUUCACUAUUUUAACAAUACUUAAUCUUUGUUGGCCAAAAUAACAGAUAAAUGAAUAUAUUAUGAUCAUGUCAAAUAUUUGCUAACAUAACUGACAAUUAUAAUAUCUGAUUUGUAUAGUAAAACAAUUCUUAUAUUUUGUAUGUUUGGUUAAUACACUGAAAAAUUACUUUGUACUUUUCUGUAUAACAUUUCCAAAAUGCUAUCUUUCUAAAAAUACAAUGAGAUGGAUGAGCUAUUUGUUACUUCACGGUCUUCUUUGAAAAUAAUUGUGACAAAUGAAAUUGUGCGAAGAUUUAAUGGAGGUGUAUAAAUAAAUAAAUGGACUGAUAGGGGACCGAACUGCCUGAGUAGAGGGCACCAAUCAGAGGGUAGAACUUUAACUUAAGAGGUAGAAGGUUUAGUGAGCUGGUGAGAAAACAAGAUAUUUUAUUAACAAGUUGUAUGAGUAUGGAAGUCACGGCUGGGAGGGUGAUUUGAGGCAGACAUCCUCUCCUUAUUCAGAAGGUAUCAAGCAGAGCACUUGUAGUGCCACAACCAACAGGGUAAUGAAAUGAGAGAUGUGAAGUACGUAAUGUGUUGAAAGAACACCUUCUGGUGCAUGGAUAGGGCCAACAGGUACAUGGAUUGGAUACGGACCAAAUGCGGGCAGGUGGGACUAGUGUAGCUGGGACAUGUUGGCCAGUGUGGGCAUGCUUGGCCGAAGGGCCUGUUUCCACAUUGUAUCACUCUAUGACUCCUGGGCUUUCUUUGUAUAGCUGCAGUACUGCAGCUCUAUCCAUGAGCCAGUUUAUAUAGAAUAAUGGCUGGGUCAGAGCAGGACUUUGCACCAUCCAGUAACUAUGAAAAGGCUGCCCGUGUACACAGACGUGUGUGGAUUAAUAUCAGUGGGGAUCCCUAUAUCAGUCAAAGGGACAGAGGUUCAAGAACAGAUUCUAAGAUUUUCCCUUUUGUUGAGCUAAUGGAUAUAAUUGUAACAUUUUAAUGGUAUCACAGAUCAUGAUUCUUAUAGAAAUUGAAAUACAUUUUACGUGAUUCUGCAAAUAUAGUUUGCAAUUUUUGCCUUCAAAUUGCACAACACACCUGUCAUAAAAUAGGUUUCCUUCAGUCCUGCAAAUGAUGUUAUGAAUAUGUCUGGAGCUUAUUUUUAGAAGAG